This is a messenger RNA of Anopheles bellator, 1376 nucleotides long. RefSeq names its product nuclear pore glycoprotein p62 (gene Nup62). Bases 63 to 1277 code for a protein of 404 amino acids. Lineage: Eukaryota; Metazoa; Arthropoda; Insecta; Diptera; Culicidae. The transcript has a single exon. Gene Ontology annotation, molecular function: phospholipid binding; structural constituent of nuclear pore. Gene Ontology annotation, biological process: RNA export from nucleus; protein import into nucleus. Gene Ontology annotation, cellular component: nuclear pore central transport channel; nuclear pore. The record is from RefSeq and is a predicted model, not a curated record.
CUUUGUUUCGAGUGUAGUGUUUGGAAAAGUAUUUCUCCAGUUUUUAAUUUGGUUUUAACGUAAUGAACUUUUCCUUUGGCACGCCCACCACCACCACCGCUUCGGCGGGUGGAUUUUCGCUGGGUGCUCCAACAACAACUAGCACUGCGGCAACCGGGUUUUCUUUCGGAUCAACGCCGACCUUCGGCGCAACGGGCAAUACCGCACCAUCGGCCGCCGCUCCAUCGGGGAGCAUUCCGACGCUAUCAUUCGGCGCAUCGCUUGGAGCUACAACACAGCAACCCAACACUGCGAGCACGCUGCCAACGUUCGGUUCACUAGGGGCAGCUGCUUUAGGAGGAACAGUGGCCACGAGCAAUCCGGUAGCGCCGGUAGCAUCCAACACCGCAUCAAUCGCUGCAACUACGCCCGCAAAUGUAAAUCCACUGGCUAGUUCGGUCCCAACACCGGCCAUUACAACGUCUGUUGCGGCUCCGGCGCCGGCACCGCUAACUCUUGGUGGAUUCGGUUUGCCAAAGCCUGCCGAACAAUCGGCACCAGCAGCUGCCGCUACAACUACCGGCCAACCUGCGACACUCUCGCUAGGCACGGCGAAUACCACUGCGCCACCGGCCACCGGAACAACUGGACCAGCCGUCGCCGCCAGCCUCACGACAACCACCCAGACGACACAGUCGGCAGCGGUGCCAACCGGGCAACAGUUGAAGUUUUUCCAACUGGAAGAGUUCAUCAAUAAGUGGACACUCGAGCUGGAGGAACAGGAAAAGCUAUUCACCAAUCAGGCGACGCAGGUAAACGCCUGGGAUAAUAUGCUUCUGUCCAACUCAGAAAAGAUCGUUACACUAAACGAAGCGGUCACGAAGGUGAAGGCGGAACAGAACGCGAUGGAACAGGAGUUAGAGUUCAUUACAGCGCAGCACACCGAGCUUGAGGAGUGCAUUGUGCCGCUCGAGCAGGAGCUUUCCCGCAUUACGCAGAUCGAUCUCGAGCGUGGCCAAACGUACUCGAUGGCCGAAACACUUGAUUCGCAGCUGAAGCAGAUGUACGAAGAUCUGAAGGAGGUGAUCGAGCAUCUCAACGACGCGUACAAGUACACUGAUCCGAACGAUCCGCUCGUGCAGAUCGGAAAGAUACUGAAUGCGCACAUGAAUUCGCUGCAGUGGAUCGAAUCGUCGUCGACGGCCAUCACGAACCGAUUGGAGGAAAUCAACAAGAUGCACGAAACGUUGCGAAAAGACAACGAGCGUUCGUUUCGCUUGACGUACUACGAUCAGUAAACUGCGCAACGAUAACGAACGUCAUUUCACAAUCCGCUAAACGAUCGCUACAACGCUGUGUGAACUGCUAAAAUAUUGUUAUGUGGAUGAAUAAAUUUG